Molecule: messenger RNA, 1881 nt
Organism: Lactuca saligna
Lineage: Eukaryota; Viridiplantae; Streptophyta; Magnoliopsida; Asterales; Asteraceae
Source: the annotation of a GenBank genome assembly
GUUAAGCAGAAGCUAACAAAAGCGGGGACAAAAUCUGAAAACGACGGAGAAAAUGGAUGGAACCCACCCACACCGCACCGCACCCACUCGUAACCUAAACAAUCAAAAUUCUUACACUUGAAGCCCUAAUUAUCAACUUCAGUUCACUUGAUCGGAAGGAAGCAAUAACAUCUCAAUCAUCCAUGGCUGAUGAUGCCGCAAGCACCAGCACCAUUACUAGUAGAAUCAACACCUCCAUAACCGAUAUAUCACAUGACCAUCUCUUCUCCAUCCUUCUGCUUCUACCUCUGGAAUCCAUCCUGUCGUUUGCCAUGACCUGUAAGAAAACUACUCGCCUAACUCAAUCCCAUACUCUCUGGAAAUCCAUCUGCACCAGGGAUUGGGGUCACUCCACCGUCGAUGCCCUCGUCAAUUCUUCUUCAUCUCCUCUUUCUAUCGACUGGAAGAGACUCUAUCAGCGUCUCCGUAACCUUGAUCGGGUCGCCUGCUAUACGCUCACAGAUUCGGAGACUUCCCCUGGUCCUAGAGCUUCUCAUUCUCUCAAUUUUUUCUCCGGAUGUCUCGUUCUCUUCGGUGGCGGAUCCGAAGGAGGACGCCAUCUUGAUGACACAUGGGUAGCCUACAUAGGAAACAGCUUUAGAAGAAAGAUGAACUGGCAAAGAGUAAGAUCAGAAGGCCCAAGUGGUCGAUUUGGUCAUUCAUGUGUUGUUAUAGGCAAUUGUCUUGUCCUCUUUGGAGGCAUCAACGAUAGUGGAAUCCGUCAAAACGAUACAUGGAUGGCUCAAGUAGAAACCAGCACCGGUGCAUUAUCAUGGAGACUACUCGAUGUUGGCCCAAUCACACCUCCAACAAGAGGAGCCCACGCCUGUUGUCUGAUCGAUAACAGAAGAAUGCUCAUCCAUGGAGGAAUCGGGUUAUCUGGAAUGAGAUUAGGCGACACAUGGGUGUUAGAUUUAUCUGAGAAUCUCUGUUUUGGGACAUGGCAUGAAACAGUGAGUCACCACGACCCUGUUCCCUCACCUCGUUCAGGACACACAUUGACAUACAUUGGAGGAAGUAGGAGUGUGUUAUUUGGAGGUAGAGGGAUUGGUUAUGAAGUGCUUAAUGAUGUAUGGUAUUUUGAUUCGUCUGAAGGCCAUCUAAAAUGGGUACCAAUAGUCUUUGAGCUCAGAAGCAUCCCUAAUGGGCUUUCACUUCCUAGGGUUGGACACUCGGCUACAUUGAUUUUAGGAGGGAGGAUUCUUAUCUAUGGAGGCGAAGAUUCUUACAGACACAGGAAGAAUGACUUUUGGUUGUUGGACAUAAGUCAGGGGUGUAUAUGGAAGAACCUAAAAUCCGAAGGGUAUAAACCGAAAAAUAGGUCAUUUCAUCGAGCUUGUGCAGAUGAAUCUGGGCGUUAUUUGUAUGUUUUUGGUGGAAUGGUGGAUGGGAUUCUCCAGCCUGCUGAACCUUCUGGACUUAGAAAAUAUCAAGGGACAUUUCUGCUUCAAAGUUGUAAACAAUUUGUGGUCCUGAAAUCAAGAAGGCCAUUAACAAAACAUGUUCAAGGAAUAUUUUGGGAGAUAACUUUUCGCCAUUGGUGCUUUUGUAUGCUACCUUCCACUCUUUCUCGAACAAGCAAAUGUUUAACAUCAAGAUGAAGCUGAUUAGUGUGAAAACUAAUAUUAUUUGGGAAACUAAUAUGGCAUACGUUGUUAUCAUAAUAUAAUUUGAAUGGCACUGAGAGUUAACCUUGAGGACACCAAUAAGAUUUUUCAAUAACAUAACAAGACACAUGAAAUGGUAAUAAGCCGUGUAUUCCUCCGUCAUUGUUGAAGUAGUAGUGAGUUAUUGUUUACGAUUCCACCAUGAUAUUGACCCUUUUUAUAGCAUGAAUAUGUA